CUUCAGCAUUUGCAUGGUUAUCGCCGCUCCGAUCCGCCGCCCAAGGUUUUUUCUCCUCACAAGACGUGAUCUCUGGACUGAAACGAUGUAUCGCACCGUCGCUCGCUUGUUGGGAUAGAAGGAGCCUGGAGCCUGUUUGAUCUUUUUGUGCGUGCGUCUGCGUGUGAGAAUUAUAUUUUUUUUUUCUUUUUUUUUUCCUUCUCAGCGACGAAAGGGACAAUGUGGUCGAUCCAGUACGGCCCGCCGAAGCCGAAGCCGUUCUGGGGCAAACAAACGAGCGCGGUCAAUUUCUGCGAGGAGGACUACAUAAUCACGCGCUACGUCGGCGAGUUCAUCAACACGCUCACGAGCUUGUUCUACGUCCUCUACGGCUACCAUGGCAUCCGGCGCUGCAGGCGCCAGAACCUCGGCCUCUUCUCGCCCGUCAACUGGACCUACUGGGCCCUCGUCGGCGUCGGGCUCUUCUCGGCCCUGUACCACGCCAGUCUGAAGUACCACACCCAGAUGGGCGACGAGAUGUCCAUGCACCUGGCCACGGGCACGGUGUUCAUCCAGGUGUUCACCUUCCGCAAGCCGGCGCACGAGCAGAGGCGCAACAUCGUCCUCAUCGUCGUCGGCCUGACCGCCUUCGUCGUCUACCACUGCGUCACGGACGAGUUCGUCAUGCACGUCGUCGUCUUCUUCGGCACCAGCGUCACCGUCAGCCUGAAGACGAGCCGCAUCAUCAAGGAGACCAUUCGCGACCGCGCCGUGCGGAAGCGGCUGCACAGGCUGACCACCUUUGCCACAUGCAACGCCCUCAUCGCCUGGCUCAUCUGGAACGUCGACGUGCACUUCUGCGCCACGCUGACGCGCUGGAAGCACGCCCUCGGCAUGCCCUGGGGCAUCCUCCUCGAGCUGCACGGCUACUGGCACCUGCUGACCGCCAUCUCGGCCUACUGCUUCAUGGCCGAGAUCGAGUUCCUGACGACCAGCGCCGACGGCGCCGCGUCCAGCUUCGCGUGGCCUGCAAAGCUCGCGCUGGGCGGGCUGGGCGAGGCGAAGGACAGCGGCGGUCGGAACGGCAAGGUGGGCGCCAACGGCGCUGCGACCAAGGAAGACUGACGGGGGUUGGCACGCUGGCACGGGGGAGAAUUUUUUUUUUUUUUUUGCCAGAAAUGGGAUCUACUAGAAGGGCGCAUUUGGGUUGAUUUUGUUGCACGGAAAAUGGCAGCGGUGCCGGGGUUUGUCUUUCUUGGAGAAGAGCGGGUGCCGGGCAGUAAUGUAAUUGUCAAAGUUUUGCGGUGACGGGAUUGCGUAUGAAUCUAUUUUGAGCAUGCAACAUAGGCGACGUCCCUGGCUACGGGUUUAUAUAUACAGAUGAUGCCAGUCCUUAUCCGGUG
Verruconis gallopava is the source of this 1382-nucleotide messenger RNA. RefSeq lists its product as uncharacterized. Gene Ontology annotation, biological process: ceramide biosynthetic process; ceramide catabolic process. The record is from RefSeq and is a predicted model, not a curated record. Bases 220 to 1104 code for a protein of 294 amino acids. NCBI's taxonomy places the organism in Eukaryota, Fungi, Ascomycota, Dothideomycetes, Venturiales, Sympoventuriaceae. Gene Ontology annotation, cellular component: endoplasmic reticulum membrane. The transcript has 4 exons.